AUGAAUGAGGCCUUCGAUCUGUAUGUCGACAUGCGGCAGCGCGGUCAGCUCUCAGCCCGCACGUACUCUCCACUUAUCCGACUCGCCGGAAGAGCUCACCGAGUCCUGGCACAUGCCUUGCUGGGAGAGAUGCGAGCAGCAGCUGUGGAGCCAAACGGUCACAACUACUUGGCGCUCUUUGACACAUACAAGACUGCACGGGACGUGGAUGGCGUGAAGCGCGCUUGGCAAGACAUGCGCGCAGCUGGCACUCGACCCCUGUACCCUGCGGUCUCCACUGUCAUGUCCACGCUGGCGAAAACAGGGGACAUCUCGGGCACAGAGGCGCUGCUGCAAGAAGCCAGAGAUCUGGGGCUUUCUCCGACGACGGUGUGUUACAACUCUAUCUUGGAUGCCUGUCAAAAUGCAGGUGAUGCAGAUGCAGCAUUUCGCAUUCUGUCGGAGAUGAGGGCAGCUGGCAUGGUCCCGGACGUCAUUUCCUACAGCAGCGCCCUGGGAGCUUUGGCAGCUGCCCAUCGCCCAGCAGCAGACCGGGCAAGGCUGGUUCAGGAGAUGAAGAAGGACGGCGUCAGCCAGAACUCUCUGUUCCUCGAGCGAUACGUCUGCUACGCGCUGGGCAUGCAGCUCGACCAGAGCAAGAUCCUGGGUGCCGAAGCGCUGCGUGAACAGGUUCAGGGGCUCCCUGCAGAGGCACGUCAAGAAGCAGUGGAUGCCAUUCAGGAAGGCAAGGCAACCCAAGUGGAAUUGACGAAGCUGGUGAAAGCACUGGAGGGCAUUCUCGAGUCGCUUGGGGAGUCUCCGCGCGAAGCUGCCGUUUCAGAUCAGCAGAACAGCGGCGACUGGGUGAAGGUGCUGGCCAAGGAUGAGGCCGGCUCGCAGAUUGAGUACUUCUGGGACCGCAUAUCGGGCAAAACGCAAUGGGAGCAUCCGGGCUGCCAAUUGGCGCUGACCAUCCCAUCUGCUUAG
This is a messenger RNA of Symbiodinium natans, 966 nucleotides long. The record is from the annotation of a GenBank genome assembly. Lineage: Eukaryota; Dinophyceae; Suessiales; Symbiodiniaceae.